UUUGAGGGCCUGACUCCGAAGUCUCCCCGGAAAGAGAUUUGGGAGCCCUAUCUUUGGUCGGAGGGAGAAGACUCCCGGGCCCUGGGCUGGCGGCACAGGGUGGAGGGGGUGGUGCCCGUAUUACUGAGCCUUGAGGGAGCAGGGAGCUGGAGGUUCUGAACUCCCUCAUCCGGGGGGAGGAAAGGAAGCAGAUUGCCUUGCCACCAGCAGAGUGACAUCCGCUAUUGCUGCCUCUCUACUCCCCCCACUGUUCCUCAGGACUUCUGUGGACCAAAGCCCUGUACCAGACCCCUUCCCGCCCCCAGCCCACCAUGGCCCCUCCAGGCGGCAUCCUGUUCCUGCUUUUGCUCCCAGUGGCUGCAGCGCAGAUGACCUCAGGUUCCUGUUCCGGAUGUGGGCCCCUCUCCCUGCCACUCCUGGCAGGCCUCGUGGCCGCUGAUGCGGUUGUGUCACUGUUAAUCGUGGUGGGGGUAUUUGUGUGUGGGCGCCCACGCAGCAGGCCCACCCAAGAAGACGGCAAAAUCUACAUCAACAUGCCGGGCAGGGGCUGACCCCGCUGUAAGCCGUUACCUGCAACCUUUGACUCCUGACCCUCCCAUCCCAGAUUGUGCGUGGUGGCACAGGAAACUGGCCCCUCUUGGGGAUUGGAAUAAAGUCUUUGAAAUACC
Molecule: messenger RNA, 668 nt
Organism: Phacochoerus africanus (Common warthog)
Lineage: Eukaryota; Metazoa; Chordata; Mammalia; Artiodactyla; Suidae
Gene: HCST
Product: hematopoietic cell signal transducer
Exons: 5
Coding region: 312-551 (79 amino acids)
Biological process (GO): regulation of immune response; positive regulation of phosphatidylinositol 3-kinase/protein kinase B signal transduction
Cellular component (GO): membrane
Molecular function (GO): signaling receptor binding; phosphatidylinositol 3-kinase binding
Source: RefSeq, a predicted model, not a curated record